Messenger RNA from Thermochaetoides thermophila DSM 1495, 1101 nucleotides. RefSeq lists its product as uncharacterized. The record is from RefSeq and is a predicted model, not a curated record. Gene Ontology annotation, biological process: secondary metabolic process. NCBI's taxonomy places the organism in Eukaryota, Fungi, Ascomycota, Sordariomycetes, Sordariales, Chaetomiaceae. The transcript has 2 exons. The coding region runs from base 1 to 1101 and encodes 366 amino acids.
AUGGUCACACUACAGCAGAUGCGAGACUCGAAUGCCCAAAUCGAGCGUCUCCCGCCUGGCCUAGUUGCUGUCUUCGUGGGCGCCACGCGCGGCCUCGGAGAGGCGACGAUGAAACAAUUCGCACGACAUGCAAAACAACCUCGUAUAUAUUUCAUUGGCCGCAAUUGCUGGGCAGGAAACAAGAUUGCGAGAGAGCUCGAGCAACUUAAUCCUAGCGGACAGUAUCUGUACAUACGUGCCGAUGUCAGCCUGCUUCGGGUGGUUGACAAAGUCUGUUUGGAAAUCCGGCGGAGGGAGAAUGCAGUCAACCUGCUGUUUCUCAACACGAGUACGAUGCAAGACAAAACGAAAACAGAUGAAGGCCUCCCCUACCAACUCGCCGUCAUGUAUUUCUCCCGCCUGCGCUUCAUCACCAACCUUUCAUCCCUCCUAUACUCCGCAACGGGACUGCGGCGCGUCGUUUCCAUCUUCGCCGGCGCCAGAGAAGGCUGGGUCUACCGCUCGCACUGGGCCGACGAGGGCCGAGAGCUCCACAUGUCCUCUUCUCCUUGCUCACUGCACGCUAUUCCCCACUACAGCUCCUUGAUGACACUGGCCCUUGAAGCAUGCGCGAAGCGCGCGGCGGAUGAGCACCUCCGCGCCGGGCUGGGCAAUGGCUUGGUUUCGUUUGUGCAUACAGACCCGGGAGAGAUACCAAAGAAUUACUGGAGCGAUAUCCCGGGGGUGAGGGCGACGGUCUUGAGGAUGAUAUGUCGCACCGUGAUGUGGGUGAUGAAAAAUGAUUUGAAGCUGCCGAUGGAGGAGGCGGGGGAGAGGCAGUUGUUUUUCGCCACGAGCAGAAGGUUUGCGCCGAAGGAGGGCAGUAAAGAUGAGCAUGAGGGCGAUGGGGUACCCUUGGUUGAGGGAGUGACUGUGGCGAAGGGGACGGAUGGGAUCAUUGGCAGCGGGGUGUACUCUGUUGAUGUUGAAGGAGAGACGUCGGAGAGGACCGUGUCGGAGUUGAGUGAAUUGAAGAGGGGACGUUUUGCUCCACUAGUGUGGGAACAGGUUGAACGAGAGUUUGUGGCUAUCACGGGAGGUACUUUCGACAUGAACACCUGA